Molecule: messenger RNA, 579 nt
Organism: Babesia microti strain RI
Lineage: Eukaryota; Apicomplexa; Aconoidasida; Piroplasmida; Babesiidae
Exons: 1
Coding region: 1-579 (192 amino acids)
Source: RefSeq, a predicted model, not a curated record
AUGGAAGGGGAUAAAUACACGAAACUUAAAACUGCACUACUUAAAUUGCCCCGGAAUGAAUUAAUGACAUUACUAGAAGUUACUUACAAGGCCAUGAAGAAUAAGUAUGGGCUUGAAUCAAAUACUGCGAAUCACAGAUCGUACACAAAUCAUUCGCCCGGUAAUCCUAAUAUUGAAGCAUCUAUAAAUUUAAAUUUUGGAAGCGUUGCCAACAGUAAUGAAAAAAAUAUCGGAAAUAAAAAUGUGAUAAAUACGGGAGUUAUGCUGAACACCAAGGCCAUACCGAUGUCCAAGUCUAACCCAACCACCCAUGGGCACGUGGAUAUAGUUGGUAGUACCAAUCUAAAUAGCAAUCCAAUAAAUACUAAAAAUUUCAUAGUAGAUAAGGGGUUUGACUGUGGUAGCAAAUUAGUUGACAAAAUCCCAAUGGAUCCUAAAAAAAUGGCAAAUAUGCAACCAUUAGUUCCGCAAAAUAGAACGAUAUUGAAGAGGAAAGUGGUGCCUACAUAUAGCCAAACAAAUUUGGUACAGCCUCUUCCAGCGGCUGCAGCCUCAUUUGCCCCUCAAAAGAAGUUGUAA